AUGGAGAGUGGCCGUAUCUGCAUCCUCGACGUGGAUGCCAACGGCGUGCGCAGCAUUCAUGCCGCCCAGCCACCCCUAAACGCGCGGUUUGUCUUCAUUGGGCCGCCGUCUGUGGCAGAGCUGGAAAAGCGCCUUAGGGGCCGCGGUACUGAGACCGAAGAGAAAAUACAGGCACGUCUGAAGCAGGCAACUGUGGACAUGGACUUUGCUUACAGCCAGGAGGGCCGAAAUAUUUACAACCUGUACAUCGUCAACGACGAUGUAGAUAGAGCCUAUGAAGAGCUGUUUGAGUACCUGCGUGAGGACAUCGCUCUCUCCCAGAGUCUAGCUGCCCCGGAGCGAAUGGUGGCCUCGGGUUAG
Molecule: messenger RNA, 360 nt
Organism: Dibothriocephalus latus
Lineage: Eukaryota; Metazoa; Platyhelminthes; Cestoda; Diphyllobothriidea; Diphyllobothriidae
Source: the annotation of a GenBank genome assembly